Haliotis rubra (blacklip abalone) is the source of this 938-nucleotide messenger RNA. RefSeq lists its product as uncharacterized. Lineage: Eukaryota; Metazoa; Mollusca; Gastropoda; Lepetellida; Haliotidae. The transcript has 7 exons. The record is from RefSeq and is a predicted model, not a curated record. Bases 64 to 918 code for a protein of 284 amino acids.
CGUUAUCAGUGAACAUACAACGUUGUGUAAUGUUCUCAGCAAGAGCGACUCAGGGUGACGAAGAUGAGAAGGGCUGGAUUCUUCCUGGGGGCGUUAGGGCUUCUGUGUGUCUUCAUUAGUUGUGAUGGAGCAAGGGGAGGAUACUCUGAAAACGCAUGCUACUUUUGCACCGACACCGGAAGUAACCCUGACUGUCGGGAUUACGACCUCCUGUUCAACGCGAAUUUGAAAAACAACGACACAGAACAGAUACUAUUGAGGAAUUGUUCAUCAGACCAGCCUUACUGUAUGAUCGAACUCUACGUAAAAUUAGGUCAGGUGUACAGCUACAUCCGGGACUGCACAUCCAAUCGUUCCGAUUCCUUCUCCUUUGCCAUGGAAGGAAGACUGAAACACGUGUCCCCCAACAACGUUACAACAUCCAAUGGUAUUGAGUGUUACAAAUGUGAGUCAACAGUCGGUGGCAGCGACUGUGACGCCCUGUACAACGUGACCGCCGACACACGAGAGCAAGAAUUCGGUAGGAACUGCACCGGCGUGGGAGACUUCUGUGUCAUUGAAACUUUCACUCAACAUAAAACUGAUAUGUACAGCGUGAUACGGGACUGCAGCGAUAACACCACCUAUUCCUUCAACAUCUCCUUCCCUCUCAACCUUCACCUUCCACCAAAGCCAAAGGACGUUGCAGAGAAUCGAACCAAGUGUGUACGGGUGUACAAGAGAGUAGAUGAGGAACAAAUGAAGAUGGUCAGCAGCAUUCUCACCAGCAAGAAGCCCAGAACCGAGGAAGUACGAUGCAAAGAGGAACACAAGGCUUCAACUCCAGAAGAUGAUUCAAGUGACCCUGAGGAGAAUGGAAAAGGAAGAAGGAGGUGCCGCCGGUUCCAAUUUAUUAACUGCAGUGUGCAGAAAUUGUAAAAAAUAAAUCAUUUUGAAUG